Messenger RNA from Copidosoma floridanum, 1220 nucleotides. RefSeq names its product RNA-binding protein 6 (gene Rbp6). The record is from RefSeq and is a predicted model, not a curated record. Gene Ontology annotation, cellular component: cytoplasm. Lineage: Eukaryota; Metazoa; Arthropoda; Insecta; Hymenoptera; Encyrtidae. Gene Ontology annotation, molecular function: mRNA binding. Gene Ontology annotation, biological process: regulation of translation.
CAGAGAGCCUGAGGGAGUACUUCACCAAGUUCGGCGACAUCACAGAGGUCAUGGUCAUGAAAGACCCCACCACGCGACGAUCAAGGGGCUUCGGAUUCAUCACAUUUGCAGAUCCAUCGAGCGUAGACAAAGUUUUAGCCCAGGGCACUCACGAAUUAGACGGCAAAAAAAUCGACCCGAAAGUUGCGUUUCCCAGGAGGACACAUCCAAAGAUGGUGACGAGGACAAAGAAAAUAUUUGUUGGCGGGCUUUCAGCGCCAACGACGCUGGAGGACGUCAAAAAUUACUUCGAACAAUUUGGCCCGAUUGAAGAUGCCAUGCUGAUGUUCGACAAGCAGACCAAUAGGCACAGAGGUUUCGGCUUCGUCACGUUUCAAAGCGAAGACGUCGUCGACAAAGUGUGCGAAAUCCAUUUCCACGAGAUCAACAACAAAAUGGUUGAGUGCAAGAAGGCGCAGCCAAAGGAGGUGAUGCUACCAGCAAACCUGGCGAAGACGCGAGCAGCCGGCCGAGGUGCUUACGAUUUUAUGUGGUCCCUGGGAGCAUUACCAGAUGGUUUCCCAGCAGCGUACGCGGCAUAUGCGGCGGGCCGCAGCUACUCAGGCUACCCGAGCUUCGGACUACCCUAUCCAACAGGAGCGGUCGUUUACCGCGCAGUGGGACCAAGGGUGGGACGAGUGUCCGUCAGCCCGAACGGGGGUUGCACCGUGGAUUUAACCAAUGGACAGCUCACUCCGAAUAACAACACACCCCUGCUCACGCAAGCGCUUUCUGUGAUGAACAACUACCAAGCGGCAGCGCAGGCCGGCUUUCCACCGGCGUCGCCGCACGGAGCGGGUGGCCAUGGCGGACACCAAGGCCGCUCGUUCCCCGCCGCCAACUCGCCCGGGCCCAUGGACAUGUACAGUUCAAGCGCCGCGGCGGCGGCGGCCGCAGCAGCAGCAGACUCGGCGGUGGCCAGCUAUGUCCAGGCAGCCGCGAGCCCGCAGCCGCCCACCACCGCGUUUCCCGCGAUCGCCGUGUCGCGCGCUCCACUCAACUACAGUCCCGGUCCUCUGAUACCAGCGGCAUUCACUAACGGCUACCAUUGAGCCCUAUUACGACACAACAUCAGGAUGGACGAGUGGGCAGAGCGCAGCAUGGUCGACUGACGGCAUUAUACAAUUCGAGCAACGCGAGAGCAGCAAGAGCUCGCGAUUAAUUAAGCAAAAAAAAUAAAU